Messenger RNA from Rhodotorula graminis WP1, 3361 nucleotides. RefSeq lists its product as uncharacterized. The transcript has 11 exons. The record is from RefSeq and is a predicted model, not a curated record. Bases 1 to 3156 code for a protein of 1051 amino acids. Gene Ontology annotation, biological process: phosphorelay signal transduction system; protein autophosphorylation. Lineage: Eukaryota; Fungi; Basidiomycota; Microbotryomycetes; Sporidiobolales; Sporidiobolaceae. Gene Ontology annotation, molecular function: histidine phosphotransfer kinase activity; phosphorelay sensor kinase activity.
AUGGCCCCUCCCCUCUUCGUCGCCAUCGCGCCGCCUUCCCCCUCGGCCUCGUUCGCCGCCGCCUCGUCCAGCAGCAGCCAUGACGCCGCACCACCGCCCAAGCCCGACUCGCCGCCCUGGGCCGCCCUCGUGCACCGCUACGACGACGGCUCUUGCGCGACCGACAUGGAGGCGGCCCCGGUCGAGCGACCGCGGGACUUUGUGUUCAGCGGCGGCGAGUCGUCCGCCAGCUCGUCACCGCCGCCAACCUUGCCUCGCGACGGCGCCGACGUCGACUUUGCCCGCGCGUUCUACCGCCGCGAGGGCUACCUCCCUGCGCUUCGAAGCCCUCGCGAGCAAGAGCGUCGUCGCGUCCUGCGCCGGUACUCGCUGUACGAGGUCGGCCGCAUCCCGGCCAUCGACGAGCUCGCAUCCCUCGCCCGCGACGUGUUCGACGUCGACGCCGUCGUGAUCAACGUCGUCCUCGACGACCGCGUCCUCCUCGUGUCGACGAGCGGCUGGGACGACAACGAGCGCGACCCGAGCGCGCCCCAGGCCGUCGUACCGCUCUCGGCGUCGUUCUGCCCGCACGGCAUGGCCAAGCCGCGCAGCGCCGGGUGCUUCCAGAUCCCGAACACGGCGCAGGACUGGCGCUUCCGGCGCAGCCCGCUCGUGCAAGAAGGAGACGGCCGCAUCCAGUUCUUCGCCUCGAGCAACAUCUACCUGCCGUCCACCUCGAUCGAGCCUGUUCCCGCAGAAGCCGACGUCGACGCCCUGCCGGUCGGGUCCCUGUGCCUCAUCCACGAGACGCCGCGCCCAAAGCUCACCGACCGGCAAGAGCGCAUGCUCAAGCAGUUCGCCGACAUGGCCGCCAAGGAGUUCGAGCUCGCGUUUGAGCAGCAACGCCGCCGCGCGACCGACGGUCAGCAAGAUUACCUGCGCGACGUCCUCAACUCGCUCAUCGUCUGGCCGUCGCGCAACCUCGUCAGCAGCGCCACCACCCUGCCGUGCAACUUCAGCGGCACGGCGGCCGAGCUGCACCGGUGGACCGGCUCCGACUUUGCCUUCGUCCUCGACCUGCGCGGCUUCAACCACUCGGCCACCGACCUCACGCCGCCUCCUUCGCCUACCUCGACGUCGAGCCAGUUCGGCAAGUCGCGACCAGCCUCGGCGCAGUCGGGUCGACCAACGCCGCCCGCCUCGCCGAACGCCCUCACCGGCCGCGACGAGUACCUGCAGAAGCGCAAGGCGAGCGCUCCUCACCGUCGCGACGCCAAGCUGCACGGUCCAGGGUUCGUGUCGAUCAUGGACGCCGAGUGCGGCCAGUCGGACGCCGCGACGGCGAGCCGCAAGAAGGACUGGGAGGCCGUCGUCAACUCGGGCUCCGGCGUCAACUCGAUCGCCCAGGCGCUCGCCGACUGGCACAAGACCGGCCAGAUUUCCUUCUCGGCUCCUCUGCCGACGUCCGACAACCCGAACCCGACCCUCAACACGCCGCUCGCCGGCAUCCUCACGCCCGACGUCCGGGCCGUCGUCGCCGUGCCCGUGUUCGACCACGAGGGCGAGCCCGCCAUCUAUGUCGUCGUCGGCUCGCGCAAGCAGCACUUCCAGUACGAGGCGACCGACCAGCGCUUCGUCCAGAGCGUCGGCGCGCUCCUCGUCGCCGGCAUGCUGCAGGAGCGCAUCCUCGCCGCCGACAAGGCCAAGCAGGCGUUCCUGUCGCAGGUCUCGCACGAGCUCCGCACCCCCAUGUUCGCCAUCGGCUCGCAACUCGAGCUCAUCCGGACCAUGACCGAGCCGAGCGCACUCGCCUCGAUCGACCCGCUCCUCGAAGUCGCCGAGAUCUGCCUCCAGUCGCUCCGAGAAGUACUCGACGACACGCUCGACGUCUCGAAGCUCAACAACGGCGACCAGGUCUCGGCGAGCCUGACCGAGGUCGACCUCGAGUCGCUCGUCAUCGACGUCGUCAAGUCGUGCUGGCACAAGGCCAAGCGCCUCGCCGCUAUGCGCGCCGGCGACGAGGGCCAGAGCAACUCGUCGGCUGUCGAGAAGGUCGACGUCAUGCUGCGCACGAGCUUGCCGUCCGGCGUCAAGGCCAAGGUCGACAUCGGCGGCCUCAAGCGCGUCCUCAUCAACCUGUUUGGCAACGCGCUCAAGUUCACGUCGACGGGCUCGAUCACGCUCGUCGUCGCGCCCGAGGGCAUCCCGUGCACGGACGGCGCACGCCGCAUCCGCUUCGAGGUCGAGGACACGGGCAAGGGCAUGUCGCAGGAGUUUCUGCGCGAUCACCUCUUUGUCGCCUUCCGCCAGGAGGACUCGUUCACGAACGGUGCAGGGCUCGGCGUCAGCAUCGCCGAGAGCAUCGUCAAGCGCAUGGGCGGCACGCUCCGGUACAAGUCGGCGCCCGGUGUCGGCACGACCGCGACCGUCGUCGUCCCGCUCGAGGGCGUUACGGGCACCGGCUCGAUCCAGGGCCUGCCCAAACCCGUCACGCGCAACCUGAGCGAGGAGCUCGCGAGCCUGUUCGACCCGCAGAGCCGCACGCCGUCGUCGUCGGCCGAGCCUGAGGACCGACCAUCGGUCGCCGACGCGUCCAAGCUCGUCGAGGACGACGAGCGCACGGGCUCGCUCGCGCAGGGCGCCAAGAAAACGCUCGUGUCGGGCCUGCCCGCCGACAAGCCCGCCGACUCGUCCGCCGCCCAGCAAGCUCCCUCGCCCGCUCGCGUCCUCAUCGUCGACGACAACCCGAUCGCGCGCCGCAUCCUCGUCACGUUCCUCAAGACGAAGAAGGUCACGUUCGCCGAGGCGAGCGGCGGCGCGCAGGCCAUCGAGCGCUUCAAGGAGUUCCGGCCCAACCUCGUGUGGUGCGACAUCCAGAUGCCCGAGGUCGACGGCAUCCAGGCCACCCGCGAGAUGCGCGAGUACGAGCGACAGGAGGACCUGAGCCCGGCCCGUAUUGUCGCCAUCUCGGGCCUCGACAGCACUCUCGGCGACCACCCGGCCGUCAUGACGUCCGGUCAGAUCAACCAUUGGCUCGUCAAGUCGGGUUCGAGCUUGCGAGCGCUCGCCGCCGACCUCGCCGACUACACCAAAAAGCUCGUCGAGAGCAAGGACGACGAUGACGGCACCGCAGGGCACGAGUCGGCGAACGUCAACGGCGGGUCGACCGAUCACUAGCUCCCCCUCCCUCUCCCUUUCUCUCUCUCGCUCUCCUCGUUCUUCCCGUCUCUUUAUACACUACCACCUUGUUCCACUCGUUCCUCGCACUCCACACCAUCUGUUGCUGCUACCCCCUCGCAUCUCUCCUGUCGCACAUCUCGCAUCGUCUUCCUCCCGCACCCCUUGUUGUCGCAUUUGCAGUGCAUCACUCGCUCGUUCUCGU